AUGGCGAGUGAGAUGUCGUGGAAAAUGAAGGACAUAUUGACCAAACCGGACAAACACACUGGACCGACCGGAUUCGUGAAAGUAUGAUUAAUAAUGAACUGGUGAAAAUUCUCUCACGAAUCUAUCGCAGAUAAUAUAUAUAUAUAUGGAAAUACGAAUGUCAAAUUCGUUUUACGGUUCAAAUGAAAUUCAAAGCUAGAGAAACUUUUGUUUUUAGCUGUAUCGACCUGUACAAGAUGUAGCUUUAAAACAAACAUUUUCAACUCUAUACGAUAUUAUAAUUUAUUUAUUUUUUUUUUUUUUUUACUUUUGAAUAAAAAUUGGUAACUUCGAUUUGAAUUUUUAACUAUUUUUAUAUUCUUGUAUAAACGGAUUUAAUAGCCAUUGUUGAAAACUAUUACCGCAAAACUAAAUUGUUCUAUUCCCUCUAUAGUUUCCUCAAUCUCGGUCCUAGCAGAAGCUGUAUACGAAGUAAUUGCGUCGUUUAUUAAAUCAUUAAUAUUGAUACUUGUCAAUAAGGAACGUUCUUACGAACCGUCGGACGACAAUUUGAAUACCGCAGAAUUAAUACACUUCGACACGUUGGAAACACAUUCGAAGAUGACUAAUAAAAAUUAUCCCGAAGAAUCUUAUGUAAGUUAAAAUACGUUUUACAAUGUUACGCGUGGCAGUGUCGGACUACCGGAUGAUAAUAAAACGGACCGGAAAAUAAUUAUACGCCGCCGGUCCCGAAAGAUAAUAAGUGUUAUGCGUUUUCUAAAAUAUUACAGGACAUUGAACGACUAUUAACGCCAUUUUUAAUCUUGACGUGAUUAGGUGACCACUUAAAUAUUUCACUGAACCGCGCGGCGUUCUUCAGCGGAGACGAAAAUAUGCGUACCGUCGUCGACGUAUUGUUGGCCGACCUCGUAAACGAUAUGCCACCGAUAAUUAUGCCCCUGUCCAAAUUUCAAGUCUCUAUGAAUAUUUUUAACUGA
Messenger RNA from Cinara cedri, 977 nucleotides. The record is from the annotation of a GenBank genome assembly. NCBI's taxonomy places the organism in Eukaryota, Metazoa, Arthropoda, Insecta, Hemiptera, Aphididae.